This is a messenger RNA of Ostertagia ostertagi, 342 nucleotides long. The record is from the annotation of a GenBank genome assembly. Lineage: Eukaryota; Metazoa; Nematoda; Chromadorea; Rhabditida; Trichostrongylidae.
AUGGGCAUCGCUGAGGAUUGCUGCCCCAAAGUCGCUGCUAAAAUCCAUGUUGAUCAAUUUAUCGAUUGCAUAGCCCAGAAUUGCCCUCGGCUGACUCGCUUGGAAAUUCGAUGGGACGACGACACACUGAGGUUCUCGGACAAAUCCAGCAAAUUCAUCGACGUCCUACGAAUGAAAUGUCUGAAACUGCAUUCAAUUGUGCUCAGCGAUGGACAGUAUUACGAACUAGUACGGUCGAAUUUCGAAAGGGCUGAUCGAAUGAGCGUUGUUAGGACUACCGAGAUGUGUCGAACCGGUCUCCUGCACUGUUCUCGGUUCUAUAAUCAACUUCUGUUUAACUAG